CCUUAAAUGAUCCACCCGCCUUGGCCUCCCAAACUGCUGGGAUUACAGGCGUGAGCCACUGCACCCGGCCCCAGCGUCCAGUUUUCAAAGCCCCUCUGCUCAGCUUCCAGAGAUCCCAGGAAACUCUAAGUGGGAGCAUCUCGUAUCCCCACGAUGCGACCGGUCACAAAACACGGGACCCGAGACACUGAAAGUGGAGGCUUCUUGAUGGAUCAAGCUGCGCAGUUCUCAUACCGACCCGCGGCCAGGCUGUAAGACAGGUGGUCGGCUACAGACACAAUCACAGCCACCUUGGACAAGGACCCGUGAGCUGACAGCCAUUAAGCUUCAUAAACUGGUCCAAAUCUAACGGACCGCUACUGCCGGAAACGGAAAGUCCUCAAGGGCGGGUGUUGGAAGCAGAGCGGAAGCGGAAGGAGAGUACCGGAAACGGUGUUUGGUGGCGCACGCGAUGGCCGAACCUGUGUCUGUUGCGGCUGAAUAUCUCGCGGGCAGCAGGGCGCGCGCUGCACGCACAGUACUAGGUCAGGUGGUGCUGCCGGGUGAGGAGCUGCUCCUGCCGGAACAGGAGGACGCGGAAGGCCCUGGCGGUGCCGGGGAGCGACCGUUGAGCCUGAAUGCUGGAGCGCGCUCGCGGGUGCGCGUUGUAUGCGGCCCGGGCUUGCGGCGCUGUGGGGACCGCCUGCUGGUCACCAAGUGCGGCCGCCUCCGUCACAAGGAGCCCAGCAGUGGCAGCGGCGGCGGUGUUUACUGGGUGGACUCUCAGCAGAAGCGGUAUGUUCCAGUGAAAGGAGACCAUGUGAUUGGCAUAGUGACAGCUAAAUCUGGAGAUAUAUUCAAAGUUGAUGUUGGAGGGAGUGAGCCAGCUUCUUUGUCUUACUUGUCAUUUGAAGGUGCAACUAAAAGAAACAGACCAAAUGUGCAGGCUAUUAGCUCCAGACUGUGAAAUCAUACAGGAAGUGGGAAAACUCUAUCCACUGGAGAUAGUAUUUGGAAUGAAUGGAAGAAUAUGGGUUAAGGCAAAAACUAUCCAGCAGACUUUAAUUUUGGCAAACAUUUUAGAAGCUUGUGAACACAUGACGUCAGAUCAAAGAAAACAGAUCUUCUCCAGAUUGGCAGAAAGUUGAUAUAGGUGGACUUUUUUACAGGUCAGUUGAUGCAAAAAACUAUGGGUUUCCUGGGGAAUACUUUUUUCACGUGAACCUCUCCCCAUUUAAAUACUCAGAAGAUUAGGUGUGAAUGUAUAUUAUCAGAUAUAUUAUCAGAGUCCUAAAAUAUUUUUAUAAGUAAGUUACUGGUUUUCACCCACGCUUUAGAGAGAAAAUCAUUGCAAAAUCAUAUUUUCUGUUUCUGUACAAUAAAGUUUACUAAAAAACAGUAUUAUGGUAUAUUUGGAGUUAACUCCCUUAGUAUUGCUACAGCUUCCAUAAUUAACUGGAAGUCAGCAGUAAAAUAAUUUUCUGAUUAUAAUAGUAAGCCAGGUUCACCAGAGGAAAUGCAGACUACAUGAAAAGUAUAAAGCAGCAAAACGUCACCUGUAGUCCCAUUAUUCAGGGGGUGAGUAUAUAACAAUGAAAUACUGUGUGUUUUCCAUUUACCAAGUAUUGUGUUUUGCAUGGAUUAACUCCUUUAUUCUUACUAACUGCAGAAGACACUUAUCCUCAUAAUUGAAACGGAGGUACAGAAUUUAACUUGGCCUACAUUCUCUGUAUGUUCAUCAAAUUGAAAUUAUAUUAUAGCUUAUAUGCUACUUUGUAAUAUACUUUUGUCUACUUCAAAUAGCAUGAUACAUUUCACAACUUCCAUUAAAAAUUCAUUAGUCACAUAUUUCAUGUUAUAGGAUAUUUUUGAUGUAGUAUAUUUGAUAUAUUUUGAUAUAGUUUAUUAUUAUAUAAAUAAUGAGGAUUUCUGAAUCCAAAUCUGGCCAAGUCUUAUUUUGCUAAAAUCAUUUCCUAGGAGCUCAGCAUAGAAAACUCUUCUAUGCUAUUUAGUAUAUUAACCAAAACCUUUAAAGGUAAAAAGACUGCCGGGCGAUCCACAUCAGUGAUUCUUGGUUUCUAGACCUCUUUGAGAAUAUGUGAGAUAUAGAUCCCCUGAAGCCUAUCCAUAGAAAGUCCUUUUUGGAUGAAAGAGAUUAUAGAACUCAUUGUUUAUAUGUUGAUAAAGACCAAGGAGCUUUAUGUGUUCCUAAUGAUGUUUUCUGAGGACUGGGCGGUUUUUUUACUUCAAUAGAUUUUAGGGCUACAAGUGGUUUUGGGUUACGUGGAUGAAUUGUAUAGUGGUGAAGUCUGAGGUGUACCAGUCACCUGAGUACUAUAUAUUGUACCCAAUAUGUCGUUUUUUUAUCCUUCGCCUUCCCGGGUCUCCAGUGUCUUAUACCACUCUGUGCUUACCUGUAGCUUAGCUCCCCACUUACAAGUGAGAACAUUUGGUAUUUGGUUUUCCAUUCUUGAGUUACUUCACUAAGAAUAGCUUCUAAUACUA
Messenger RNA from Cercocebus atys (sooty mangabey), 2484 nucleotides. RefSeq names its product exosome component 3 (gene EXOSC3). The coding region runs from base 452 to 946 and encodes 164 amino acids. Gene Ontology annotation, molecular function: RNA binding. The record is from RefSeq and is a predicted model, not a curated record. Gene Ontology annotation, cellular component: cytoplasmic exosome (RNase complex); nuclear exosome (RNase complex). The transcript has 3 exons. Gene Ontology annotation, biological process: CUT catabolic process; U4 snRNA 3'-end processing; nuclear polyadenylation-dependent rRNA catabolic process. Lineage: Eukaryota; Metazoa; Chordata; Mammalia; Primates; Cercopithecidae.